Molecule: messenger RNA, 3162 nt
Organism: Larimichthys crocea (large yellow croaker)
Lineage: Eukaryota; Metazoa; Chordata; Actinopteri; Sciaenidae
Gene: siral1
Product: family with sequence similarity 118 member B
Exons: 8
Coding region: 549-1619 (356 amino acids)
Source: RefSeq, a predicted model, not a curated record
GGCACCAGGCAUCACCACAGGCGGUGACUUCAACAGCUCCGCAAAACUUAAACAUAGACGACGGACAAUGUGCUGAAGAGUAGCCGGCACCGUCUCUCUGUUGUAUGACGAUACUCGGGAGGAAAUUACGCUGCAUGACUUUUUUUUUUUCAGCGAAAAGAAGAGACUGGUUAACAGCAGAUAUAUAUAUAUAUACACCACUUUAAUGACUCUGCAGAAUGACAAGUCAAACACGGGUACUUUAGUGCUUUUAACAACAACAACCGGGGAUAGCUAACUUAGCCUAGUAGUCAAACUAACAUUAGCUCGACGCUAAUUCUCAGUCAGCUGGGAUUUGUUUUGUCCGUUAUUCUUCAAUUGAAAGUCUCCCAACUUUAUAAAGUUACCUCCAGGUUAAAUAGCUCAAAGGCAGCUCUGAUUUCCGAGCUGUUUAACGUGGCUCAGAGUGAAUACAGACACGUCUUUUAGCUGACUUGGAAUCAAAAAAGGAUUUACUACUUGAAGAGAAACAAACACUGGACAUUAACUUACCUAUACCGAGGAGCUGAAUGGCCUCCGUUGUUGCAGUGAAAACUGAGAAGCGACCUGCAGCUGACUCUCAGGAUGCAGACUCCAAUGCAAAAAAGCCCAGGAAACUGCUGCCCAGCCUUAAGACCAAACGAGCCCCGGAGCUUGUCCUGGUGAUCGGCACGGGGGUGAGCUCUGCAGUGGCCCCUCAGGUCCCUGCGCUACGCUCCUGGAAGGGCCUCAUCCAGGCCUUGCUUGAUGCAGCCAAUGACUUUGACCUACUAGAGGAGGAGGAGAGUCGGCGUUUCCAGAAGCACAUGCAGGAAGAUAAGAAUUUGGUGCAUGUGGCCCAUGACCUCAUUCAGAAACUUUCCCCGAGAACAGGCAACGUGCGGUCCACAUUCUUCAAGGACUGUCUGUACGAGGUGUUUGACGAUUUGGAGUGCAAGAUGGAGCACGCAGGGAAACAUCUACUGCGCUCAGUGCUGCAGUUAAUGGAGAGCGGCGCGCUGGUCCUUACUACUAACUUUGACAACCUGUUGGAGAUCUAUGCAGCUCACCAGGGCACCAAGCUGGAGUCUUUGGACCUGACGGAUGAGAAGAAGGUGUUGGAGUGGGCUCAGGAGAAACGGAGGUUAAGUGUUCUGCAUAUCCACGGUGUUUACACCAACCCCAGUGGUAUUGUACUGCACCCUGCUGGCUACCAGAAUGUACUGAGGAACACUGAGGUUAUGCGUGAGAUCCAGAAGCUGUACGAGACCAAAUCGUUCGUGUUUCUCGGCUGCGGGCGCACAGUAGACGACACGACCUUCCAGGCUCUGUUCUUGGAGGCGGUCAAACACAAGUCGGACCUGGAACACUUCAUGCUUGUGCGUCGGGAAGACGUCGGCGAGUUCAAGAAGCUACGUGACAACAUGCUGGACAAGGGCAUCAAGGUCAUCUCAUAUGGAGACGAGUAUGCCGACCUGCCCGAGUACUUCGAGAGGUUGGCCAAUGAAAUCUGCAACCGUGAUGUGUCUACUAACGGCUGGGGGUCUCCCUCACAAAACGGGGAGGAACAGCAGAACGGCUUUAACACACAGAAAAGCCUCCUUCAAGACUAUCAUUCUUGACAGGCACAGUCGGGAUCAGUAUCAGUCAUUUUCCUCCACAGCUCCAUCAAGAGAUCAGUCUACUUUUGAGUAGAACUGAAGUCUGGUUUCAAUCAAUGGAUUUAUGAAUCCAGGAACACUAUGGGCCAUGGGAGACCGAAAAGCAGUUGUCAGUAUUUUCCGGGUGUACGUUAUUUUCCUUUAUUGGUUCUUGUUUAAAAGGGAAAUGAGAAGUUUCAAAUGGCAAUAAACAACUUCGCAGUCCCACUGUACUGUAUGUUGCUAAACAUCUGGGAACCUAUAGAAGAAAAGAAUGUUUUGCAGAUAAUUGAAUGGGAUGUUCUUAACUUCAUCUUGACGAAAAUCAUCCAUCUGAAUCCACUGACAGAAGUUCACUGUGCCGCAUUGAUUCCUUGAAUUCAUGAAUUUGGACCUGGAUCAGCUCUGCCUACCUACCCUGUAAGAGAAGUUCUAGGUUCAAGCUGUAAUGCACAUCACAUGCUCUUAACUGAAAACCGUCUUGUGUUGCUAUGUAAGGAUUGUAUCUGUCAUGCUCAACCCUGAAACCAGGAAAACAUGAUUUGCACACUACUGGGUUGGGAAUGGGUAGAAAUAAUUCUUUCGGUCAUAGAUGGUCACUUGGCUUGCAAACGCAUUGUUAUGAUUAUGUCCUCAAAAAAAAAAGAGUUAUGUUUUCAUUGCAGAGGCUCCAAGCCAGUAGCAACCACUUUGCCACUCCUGUGCUGAAAAUGUUCUAUGUAAGCCUUUUUUUUUUGUAUUUUUAAUACUUGCAUGUGUUCUCUGACAUAGUAUUUAUAAGUACUAUUUUCAAAAAUAAAUCUUUUGGUAUCUCAUGUUUCAUGUUUGCACAUCAAAUAAAAGACCACACUGAAAAUGCAACACAUGACAGAACAAGUUCCACUUUACAGGCUGUCAUAGCGUAGAGCAGCUUUUUAUUUAGAAAUGUUUACAUUCUCAUAAAUUAGCUCAAAUCUUCUGUAUAACUCUGUAUUCUUCUCUUAAAGGGGGGGCUAGAGAUAUUUAAGACUUCUUUCUUCUUACAAAUGAAGAGUAAAUCACGGGGAAAAACAUAAAUAGAAGGGGCAAAGAAUUGAAAGUGACCACACAGAAGGUGAGGUCUAAUCUAUGGAAAGGGAAAAAAAAAAAAUGAAAUUACAAAAUAUCUUCCCACUUUUCAUCAACUACAAACUUAGAGAUCAAAGCCUCCAUUUCUGAAUGCAAAUGUGUUAACUGUUAGGUAGGAGCUCUGAGAGAAGAUGUUCAUAGAACAAUCCAUCCACAAAUGGUGUACCGCAGUUGUUAGUGUUCAGGAGAUGUUUAUCUACUGCCCCAUUUUUACAGUGAGAGUCAAAGUCAUCAAUGAGUCUUUACAACUAAAUGCUUGCUUUCCCCAGGGGAGUACAUCAUCAAUGCUGAUAUUCAUGCCUACUUUAUGAAUGAGAAAGAUUCAGACUGCUCCAUAAGAGUGUUUCUGAGCUGAACUGCCAUGUUACUCAUGAUAGAUAACCACCCGUGUAGUGAAACUAAAAAAAAAAAAAAAAAA